Messenger RNA from Rotaria sp. Silwood2, 1251 nucleotides. The record is from the annotation of a GenBank genome assembly. NCBI's taxonomy places the organism in Eukaryota, Metazoa, Rotifera, Eurotatoria, Philodinida, Philodinidae.
AUGGAAGGAAAUUUAGAGCAACUUGUUGCUGCAUUAAACAUAUAUCCUAUAUCUACUGAUGUUCUUCAACAAAUAACGAUGCUUCUUCAAUCAAAAACUGAUGAAGCAUUAUCAUCGUUCAUUUCACAAGAAUAUCAAUCGUUGUUUACGUUGGAACAUAAAAUAUGGCAAUUAUUAAGUGAAGAUUCUAGUCGUUGGUUAAAUGAUUCACACUAUUCAGAAUUUUUUCAAACACUCGGUUCAUUCAAUAAAAGCUUGAUUUUUAAUCAAAAUCAUAUUACAAAUGAAAUUAAAGUUUCACUUAUUAUGCCUGAUACGAUUGACCAAAUUAUUAAUAUAUUCAAGCAAGUCGAACAAAGCAUUGAUGAUAAUGAUCCAUUAAUAACUCUUGCUAGUCUUUGGUUUAAUAAUCUUUCAUUUUUUAUACAUGAAUAUCCUCAAUUAGGACAUUCGUCUAUUAUGAUUCAAAUGAAUCAGUAUAUUGCAGAUCAUUUUAUUCUUACUGAAAAAUUUAAAUUUUAUCUAAAUCAACUACGACAAUCACCAGUAUCACCAUUAAUAUUUACUUCUAGACAACUUUUUUAUAUGAAAACAUGUUCAUUGUCUUUGAGUACCUACUUUUAUAGUAAUCCUUCAAGUUUUGAUUAUACUCCUGAUCAAAUUCUUCAAAAUAUUGGUAAUGAAUAUUUACAAAUAAUACAAAUUCAUAGUUAUACUGCUGAAUUAUGGAGUACAGAAUUACUUACUUGUAUUACUCAUUUAAUUGCUUUUAUGCGUUCAUUUCUUUGGUGGAAUGGAGAACAAGGAACGAAAUUUAAAAUACUUUUAUCAACAGAAAAAAUAUUACAUGAAUAUAUACAUGCAUUAAUUCGUAUUAUUACUUAUGAAGCACAUUCUAGAUUUAUUAUGUCACAAUGGAUCAAUGAUGAAACUAUUCUAAUGGAUUCUACUCUACUUUUCUUAAUAAAUAUAAUACAAACACAUAAUAUCAGUUGGUUUUUUCAUUCGAUGAAUCAAUUAUCAGACACACUUUUGGAAAUAGCUGAAUCAUCGGCAUAUUAUCAAAUAUGCUUAUGUGCUUAUGGAAUAUUAAGUGAAAUUCUUACUGAUGAACAUUUAAAAGCAUUGAAAUUUCCUGAUAAUAUAAGAUAUUUUUUCUUUAAAAUGCUUGAAGAAGCAUGGCAUAAUCCGUCGAAAAAGUAUCACCAAAUACCGAUUACUUAUUUCUUACGAGGUAACUUUAUCAAAUGA